This is a messenger RNA of Protopterus annectens (West African lungfish), 500 nucleotides long. RefSeq names its product keratin, type I cytoskeletal 18-like. Bases 111 to 500 code for a protein of 129 amino acids. Lineage: Eukaryota; Metazoa; Chordata; Ceratodontiformes; Protopteridae. The record is from RefSeq and is a predicted model, not a curated record. Gene Ontology annotation, molecular function: structural molecule activity. The transcript has 4 exons.
UUGUAUAUGCUACAUUUUUAACACAAAACAACAAGGACAAGAAGUUUUCUGAAAAUAAGUACUUCCUUCCCAAAACUGGACUCUGCUAACAUUCUGGAACUACUGAAAAGAUGUAUUCAAAACAACAUCACGCAACCUUCCCUCCUGCCAGUGUUGGAAUUAUAGAUCAACAAGCUAUGAUGCAGAAUCUGAAUGAAAGACUAGAGGAUUUUCUUGGCAAAGUACGUAACUUGGAAGCAGAAAAUGUAAUGCUCGAACAUCAGAUUGAUGAGUGGAAUCAGAAAAAUGAACCAGUGAAAAAGGAUUACAGCAAAUAUGAUAAGGAAAUUGAGGAGCUCAUAGACAUGGUAUGCCAGAAGACAGUAGAGAAUGCACAGCUGGCUUACAGCAUUGAAAGUGCUCAAAUAGAAGCCUACAAUUACCAGAACAGCGACGUAGAAAGUGGGGCCAAAGUCAGUUAUUCAUUUCACUUUGCCAUUCCUGAGGCAGAAGUGGCCUAG